UGUCAACCAUAUCCAAAGUGCAGGACCAAAGAGAAGUAAAUAAUGUAUGCUUUUGUUAGAUUCUUUGAAGACGAUAUGUGCUACGCGUUACCCGUUUCAAAUGUGGAAGAUUUCAGACCUCUGCACAAAACAGAUUUUGAUAAUCAGAAGGUGUAUCUGGUUCACAGAACUGAAGAGAAUGGCAGCGCAGGCCAGCCGUGCGAAGCACAGAUCCUUGCCCUUGCAGAUACAGUAGAGGAAUUUGAAGACAGUAUAAUGCAAAAGAAGAUGAAAAUUCCCAAGAUGUCCAUCGAUAAUUCAGGAAAUUCUAUUGAGAACAACUUUGGAGAGGAGAGAAUGCCACUCAGACAUAAAAAGGCCCUGUCUCAGGACCACGGACGCCCCCUUUCCAACUCCUCCAAGAGCCUUGCCGCAGUAGUGGCUCGCCUGGAGAGAAAUGCAGCCAACUCCUGUAUGGAGGGCGAAGAGGACCUGGAUGAGGACCGGCUGGCUGAGGAGGUAGAGGAUGCAGAAGAGGAAGAUGAAGAUAUGGAAGCAGAGCAUCAGCAACAUCAUCACCAGCAGCAGCAACAACAGCUUUUGGAGGUGGAUACGGAUUGUGUAUCUGAGGUCGCUGCAGCUGUGGUUCCCAGAGUCCUGUAUGAGGAGUUGGUUCACAGCUAUAGGCAACAGGAGGAGGAAAUGAGGAGGCUGCAGCAGGAGCUGGAGAGAACCCGCAGGCAGCUGGUACAGCAGGCCAAGAAGCUGAAGGAAUAUGGCAGCUUGCUGACAGAAGUCAAAGAACUGAGGGACUUCAACAGGAGGCUGCAAGAUGUACUUCUUAUGAGAUUGGGCAGCGAGCCUAUGCAUGACAAUGGCACUCAGACAAUCAAGGCUGAAGUGGUUGAACCCAUUGUUGAGGCCCAGGAGACAUGCAGAGAAGAAGCCAACACCAGUUCCAGCUACUCACCCUCCCCUAGAACAGUAUACACCUGCAAUGAUGGGAAGGUACACCUCGGUGGUGGCAUUUGGGUAGAGGAGGAGAAGUGGCACCAGCUGCAGCGGACCCAGGGAGACUCCAAGUUCACAAAGAACCUGGCUGUAAUGAUCUGGGGCACAGAAACCCUUAAAAACCGUAGUGUAACAGGGGUGGCUACCAAAAAGAAGAAAGAUGCCCUGCCCAAACCUCCACUGUCACCCAGCAAGCUGAAAAUUGUAAGAGAGUGUCUCUACGACAGAGUGUCUCAAGAGACAGCCGACAGUGCAGAGAUUACGCAGAGAUUAUCCAAAGUGAACAAAUACAUUUGUGAAAAGAUAAUGGACAUCAACAAGUCCAUCAAGAACGAGGAGCGGCGGGAGUCCAAGCUUCUCAUCAGACAGACAGUCAAGAUGGAGAACUUCACCUACGAUGGCAUGUAGUAAUCAAGUGUUGUCACACCAGCGCCUUCUGCCCCCCGUGGUCCGCAGGAUAUUUAGGGGACUUGAUAUGGGUGGUUGGGGAAUGUUUGUCACAGUUUCAGGAGCAGUUGUAUUCAUUGGACACAUUUGAUUGAUUAUGUUUAAAAAAAAAAAAAAAGACCGCUCCCCAGCUCCCUAAAGAACAACCAUUGCCCUCCUCAGUGCCCAGUUUCCUCAUUGGCUGACAGACAGCUUUACCCACGAGUCAGAAGAUAAACACGUGAACAAGUUCAAUGUGCUGAUGUGAGUGUUUUUAUAAGCUUUACAGUAGAAUUGGUACAGAGACAUGGUUUAUUGAGGCGUGUAUUUGUGUCAAAGGAGAGAUUAGAUGUGAUUGUUAAAUUAAUUUAUUGUUCUGUGUCAGAACAUAAUUUUGAGUCAUUAAACUUUUAAAAAGUAAGAGGUUAUUUCCCUAGACAAAGUCUUCUGAUGCUAUAGAGAUGAUAAUGCUGGCUUGCAUUAGAUCUUAGACGUGUGAACGGUUGGACGGUUUUGGUGAUUACCCAAUAACUGUGGUUUCUUAGUGUUUGCUGUUGGUACUUACUGCAUAGAAUGGGACAUCUGCGUCUCAGAUGCACAAGUCUUAAUUGGUAAUAGCCAUAUAGCAUUUUACAACAGAGAUUCUCCAAAAGAUUAACUAUGAGUGUGUGCUCCCCCUUAAUUGUAGGUUAAUCACAACACAUCAUUUUAUUAAAGAGGACUUAAAGAGGUUUAAUGGGAAGUAUGACUCUAAUGUAGAGUCUAUAGAGUGCUCUAUUUGUUUUGUUUUAUAUGUUGACCUUUUAGUUUUGAACAUUUGCCAUCACUUGAGAGAGCACAAGGAAAGAUUUUUAUGGCAUGUUCUUGUGUUGCUCUUAAUCAAACAUGUCACUUUCAGACAAUUUGACUGUUUAAUGAGUUGUAGGGGUACAGGCAUGUUGAUGCCUAGAAAGGCCUUAAAUGGAUUUGGCAAUCACCAGGGAUUGGUAUGCCCCUGGGUUUUCUAGUAAGCUGUGAUUGUAAAUGUAUAGUAAGCUGAAGUGAUGAAGCUUCACCUGCACUUUGCUGUGAGAAUGUAAGAGGUAGCUAGGUACUAUUUUCUGUGUGAUUCACACCAUUAAGUUGAGCUGAGCCGGGCUACUUUCUGUCUCCGCCCCCACCCCCACCGUUAAAAUAUGCUGGGCUGCACAGGACAACGUGGGGAAGAAAAUCAGAGCACAGCUCUGCACGGUUCAGGUCAUCUUCUUGUGGAAGCAGUGUUAGCUGGGUAACUUGGCUUGGGUAAAGCUGUCUGAAAAACUGUUGUGCUCUUGAAGUCGUCUGGGCCUGCUGAACCCUAUAAUAACCCGCUCUUUUUUAAGCCAUGCCACUGGGGAACAAAGUAAGGUCGCUCCAGUGACAGCUUCCUCUGAGCUAUGCCAUCAGAACUUUGAAAACUGUCCUCUUUUUCUUGUAUGUUUUUUUUUUUUUUUUUUUUAAUGUUUUUCUCUCUCCAGUUGUUUUAUUGUUUUGAUCCAAAAUGGUUUGUGUGGCUGUCUGCAGGCUGGAACCUAAAUGCUGCAGAUUGAAAUCUCAACUGUGACCUAGCUGUGGCUAACUGUGAAUCUGCUGCAGAGCUGCCCAUCAAGCCUUUCUCCUCUUCACACUCUAGAUUCUCGUUUGUCGGUUGGUUUAUUUCUCUCUAUCAUUUUGUCUGUCUUGGUUUUUGUUAUUUCAAGAGUUCAGAUCAGCCUUUUGUUAAGCUACCUUAUGUUUUGGAGAUAUUUUAGUGUACAUAAAACACAUCUUUUUAUUUUUUCCACUAAACAUGGAUCUUUCAGUUUCUAGUAAUGUUACAGUUUUAAAGGUUCUGGUCAAGUUUUGGUUCUAUUACUAAUUAAUGUUGUAAUUCCAUGUUACCUGGCAAUUUAUUCUUUUUACACUUCUAUAUUUUUUUUGUUUGUUGUUUUUUUUUCAUAUGAAUUGUUGGCUUUAAGCUUGAUAUUGUAUCCAAAUGUAGAUCAGUGGAAUCUACCAACAAAAGAAAAAGAUUUCUCCCUUUCUCAGCCAAAGUGAUCUCUGUGGAACAAAAGAGACAAGACUUUCCUUAACAGAAUAUUUUGACAGAGCCCAUACAUUAAGCUACAUUCACAAUGUGAUAUUUGAAAAGCCUCACUUAGAAUCUACCUUCUAAUUAUCUGCCACAGUAAAAUGAAAAUCUGUAUCGUUAAAACCAUUGUACUCUAGCAAUUGAGUAGUAGUAGUUAGAUUGACACAAAUCAUUUACAUUGAAUGCACUUUAAACUUCUGGGCAAUUUCAUCCAUCUUAAAGAAAUGUAUUUGUGGUAUUCGUCCUUUUUAAAUGUCUAUAUAGAUCAAGGCCUAACAAUCAUUUUAUUAUCAUGAAGCACCUUAGAACAUUUUGGUUUAUUGUUUUUUUUUUAUGGGAUGGGAUAUAGUUUUGUUUUUGUCAGUCAGAUAUGUCCCUGACAUGCCAACGCAAUUGAUAGAUUUAAUACUUCAAAAAUGAAUAUUUGAGAGUUAUUUGGAAUGCUUAGAAAACCAGAUUACCACAAGUCCGAUUAUGUUGAAACUGGAAUUUGUAUUUCCAUCAUGGCCUCAUGAUGGUUUACUUGGCAAAUUAACAAGCAAAAGUCAGCAACUCUUCUAUCAACUUGCUUACUCUUCAAGCCCAAAACAUGAUUCACCAAUCUGAAGAUGUUCACUAAUGAAAUACCCAAGAUGACUGGAAUAUGUGCUUUAACUUGAUGUGUCAAGAGGCUGGUUAUAUAUAGAUUUGACUUAUAUAGAGAUAGUUGUGUAUUUUUACAAAUGAGUGGUAUUUGUAAGCCAAAGUAUUGAAAAUUGAGAUCAAGGUAAAGAAUGGGGAUGAUGCUGACAGAGGAAUGAGCAGGGUUUGCACAAAAAAUGGCCCAUGCCAAGAUAAUAGUGACUCUUAAGCCACCAAAAUGGUGACAUAUUAUUGAUAUAUAUAUUUUUUGAGUUCCUAAAAAAUGUCCCUUCUUAGUGUCCUUUAGUUUUUCGUUUUUCUCUGUACAAAGCAACAUGUGAGGUUUACGUGCGCCAGCAUGUAUUUAAAAUACUUGCAGUUUAAAAGAAAGAAAAGAUUUCUGCUGUGCAAAGCAACCUUGCUGAAAUUAUGACACAUUGUCGUGUAUUGUGUUUGUGUUUGUUUCUUUGUUGUUUGAUGCCAAAAGGGGGUGUGGUUUCAAAGGCUGGUUUCCUGGAGCGUGAUUAAGCCUAAUCCUUUAACUAAAACCAUCUUUAGUGGAUGAAAGCUGUAUGGAAGUACUGUUUUUAACCCAGAUUUGGCUUAAUCUUUGAUGGCAAGGCCAAUCUCUAUCAAAUGUACCAAGUCACUUGCAGAGGAGCAGUUUGGGAUUUAGCAGCAUAUUAGUAACACACACCAAUACAUAACCUAGCAGAGCCAUUAAUGGAUACUGUAGACUAGUUUGGCUCUGUGACAACACCAGACCUUCCUGUACUCUCACUGUCACAUUCAAAUAGCGAUAGGGAGGAAAUGUAACUUUGCUGGCUCUGUGAUCCUCAUCCUGUGUCACCUCUAGGUUCUUACUCUUCUGUCAUUUAUAUGGACUGGGUUUAAAAAUGCACAUGGAUCAAGAUAAUAGCAAAUCCUGUCCUCCUUGCUUGGUGUUUUGGCAUGUUGUGAACACCUGUCAAAACUACAGAAGUGAGGGAGCUUUAUGUUGCUUUAUGACAGUUUGAUUGGGAAAAAAAGAGAUCAGUUUCUAGCCUCACUGUGUGGAACAAGAUAAAUGGCUUCAUCAACUAAGUGUACACAAGAUAUAUUACUAUUUGAGCCUCAGAUACAAUGUCAAACUUACUUCGAAGCAAGACAAAUGGGAGGAACACGUUGUUAGGCCUAUAUUUUUCUUAAGGUAUCAGUAACUUUGUAUACAAUCCACAAACCGGUUCUACUUCAUCUAACUUCACCGUCCUACCUCAUUGUUACUCUGGUGUUUGUUUGUCAGUGACUGUAAACUAUGUGUGUAUAUUAAAAAAAAAUCUAUAGGAAAAGGUAUACCUGGUUACUCUCAACAUGUAUAGCAUAUAAAACUUGUAAAACACCUCAGUACACAAAUAUCAUUCUUAAGAGAAAUCAGUUUUAUUACCUGCUUAAAGAUGCUGCUGUAAAAGGGUGUCUGCGUGAGGGGUCGUCUCUGAAUAUAUAUAUCUUCGCUCUUUGCUAUGUUGUGCAGUUGAUCAGUGGUUGUGUUCCGUCUCUGUAUUGCAUUCUGAGAUUUUUACUGGUUGACGGUGCUACCAGCAAACAGUUCAAAAACUGAUCUAUUGGACCUCAAAUGGUGCUGUUUUUCUAUGUUUUUAUCCUCAUACAGCUAUGUUUUAUUCAGGUGUGUCAACCGCCACUAUCCCCUCAGCUAAUCAAAAUUUUAAGCCAAAAUAUUUCGCAAAACCGAUAACCCUGCUAUUACUGUAUCAACUAUAUGCUAUCCAUCCAAAUAUUGUAGAUAGUGAUUAUAUCCUCAGCUGUGAGUUUCAGAAGUACCUCAGAACUUGCUGAUUUUCAAUGGAUGCAUCUGCUUCUAGGACCUGUUGUCUACCGAUAUUAUGUUGUUGCCGUGUAUUUUCAGAAAUAUGCAUUUUUAAUGGUUAGAUCAGGUUACACUAUAGAUAGUACAUGACUAUUAGCUCACACUCAGAUGACAGUUAAAUUCAAAGGAUACCACUGUUCACUGGUUGCAUGCCAGGUUGUCGUAAAGGAAAUCUCAGUUGGACUGGGCAGUGUAUGUUACAGUAGAAGGGUCCUCAGCUAAAAAAAAAAAAAUAUAUAUAUAUAUAUAUAUAUAUAUAUAUAUAUCCUUUUGAGUCAAAGUUAAGUCCAGUUUGUUUUACGAAAGAUGGAUUCCAUUGGUAGUUCUUGUUUAUGGUGGAAAAACAAUAGAAGUUAUCCAAGGUAAUUUGGGGAUUUUGGGAAUAUACAAACUAGUGCCCCGUGUGGCUGAAAAUGAAAUUUGUCAGAAAUAUGGAGAUCUCUGAGAGUCUUCAGGGUACGUUCACAAAGACUGUUGGAGAGAUUCAGGCUGUCAGUUUUGGAAUGAUUCAUUUUAUCUGGUUACCAUUUUAAUCUGUGAUUUUCCUCAGUUGUAUCUCUUUGUCCCUGACUGUUGUUUAGAUAAUUCAAAUGUACUUUUCUGUGUUAAAAAUAUGAAUUUAGUCUAGUAACUUGUUCAUAAUUGACUUACUGUGAACUAGAGUCAUAGAUACAGCACCAUACAGUGUCUGGACUUGGCUUAAUUAUACAAAAAAGUGCAUUAUGUUUUCUUUUACCCUGUGCAGUGAUACCAAUGGAAUCUUUUCUGCGCCAAAGUGUUUGCAGUAUGUUGACUUUUUUUGGGGAGGGGUGGUUUCCUCUACCUGUCAGUAUGUAUGUAUUUGUUUUCUUGUGUGUGUGUGUGUGUGUGUGUGUGUGUGUGUGUGUUUUUUUUUUUUUUUUUUUUUUUUACUCUGAUCAUGUCUGUGAACAUGAAAUGUUGCUGGGGAAUUCCUCUCUACUGUGAGCAGUGUGCGUUCAAAUACACAGGAGUUGGUUUCAUGGAAGCACUUAAGCCAUUCGUUGGACUGUUUCAUAAUGGUUCAAUAGUAAGCUUUGCUCUCAUCCAGGGAAUUGAACCAGAGCGUUUUUGUGUGUAAUUGAAUUCCUAUGCAGGUGUAGAGUUGUAAUCACCUGGUACCACAUCACUGUUGGGUGGAGGGCCAACCAGGGACAGAGAUGCCUAGAAAGUGUCCAAACAUUUGAAUGUGUCUGCACAGCCUUGAGAUUGAGUCAAAGGGGACAAUGGCGACAUGACAAAUCCGUAACAGAACUAUUACUACAUUUUCACACUCAUGGAGUUGAACUAAACUGAGCUAUACAGGGCUGCUUGGGUAUAUACCUGUCUGUAAUAGUCGUAACUGCAUUGCAAUGAUCAUUAGGGAAAGACAGGGUUAUUACUGUAUGGAGCAUUUCCAGCUGGUAUGAUAAUGUGAAAAGAAUUUCAAGACUAUUGCAGUAAACACUCCCUCACCCUACUUCAGCCUCCCAGAGGCACAACCCUACAUUUACAGAAAAUGUUAAGUAUAUGCGAUAGAGAGUGUACAUGUCUUUGCUAAACCGGCCACACCUCUGCUAUGCGAGCAACUCUUUGACGCUUAGCAUCCUGUUCUGUGUUUUCUCUUGCUGCAUUCAGGAACACCUGUCUAAUGUAUAAAUAAACAGAAAUAAAUCCAGACUUUUAUUCUAU
Messenger RNA from Toxotes jaculatrix (banded archerfish), 7679 nucleotides. It is a transcript of the gene bend5, whose product is annotated as BEN domain containing 5. Gene Ontology annotation, molecular function: DNA binding. NCBI's taxonomy places the organism in Eukaryota, Metazoa, Chordata, Actinopteri, Toxotidae. The coding region runs from base 43 to 1398 and encodes 451 amino acids. The record is from RefSeq and is a predicted model, not a curated record. Gene Ontology annotation, biological process: negative regulation of DNA-templated transcription. The transcript is spliced from 6 exons.